Messenger RNA from Fusarium musae, 1200 nucleotides. RefSeq lists its product as uncharacterized. The record is from RefSeq and is a predicted model, not a curated record. Bases 1 to 1200 code for a protein of 399 amino acids. The transcript is spliced from 4 exons. Lineage: Eukaryota; Fungi; Ascomycota; Sordariomycetes; Hypocreales; Nectriaceae.
AUGUCUGUACUAUCACAAGAUACUCAAUCCAAGCUUCGAGAUAUCAUCGAUGAGUACACAACUGGGGGCACAGAGAGCAAGAUCCCGGGCCUCGUCUACUCCGCGUUCAGAAAUGAUGGCGAGCCAAUCUUUCAGCAUUGCUCCGGCCUAAGAGGAGUCAGUUCUGGAAGCCCCAUGUCAGAAAAGACUAUCUUCUUCAUGGCAUCUUUCACAAAACUGGCGACAUCAGUCACGUGCAUGCAACUCGUCGAGCAAGGGAAGUUGCGCUUAGAUGAUGCAGAUCAAAUCGAAGCCAUCUGCCCUGAGUUACGGGACGUCAAGGUGUUAACUCGGAACGAGAACGGCAAACUUGACCUCGUUGAGAAAGUCAGGAGAAUUACUCUUCGAAUGCUUCUCACUCACACGGCUGGUUUCGGCUAUGCUUUUGAGGAUGAGAAGCUUGCAGAGUUCAGUCGCCCCAUUGGCUUUGAUGACUUUUCCGGGGAAGCAAUUGACACAGCAAAUCGACCUCUGGUGAAUCAGCCUGGUGAGACGUUUCAGUAUGGCGUCUCGAUGGACUGGGUUGGCGUGAUAAUCGAACGCACGUACAACAAGUCACUGGAGGAAGUCUUCAAAGAUCACAUAUUCAGACCACUAGGCAUGGGCCAUGUAACUUUCCAUCCAUCGGCGGAAGAUAAGUUGAACUUGGCGUAUAUGCAUCGCAGAAGCCCAAGUGGCAAGUUGAGUACUACAGAUCACUUUUAUCGACGUCCGCUACUUGUUCGGGAUGGAGAAAAGGUUCCGUGUGCUGGGGGUCAUGGAUGCUUUGGAAGACCAGCAGAGUUUGGACGAAUUAUUUCACUUCUUCUGAACGACGGAUUGGAUGCAAAAUCAGGAGUUCGGCUACUUAAAGCUGAGACCGUCGAUGAUAUGUUCACCGAUCAAAUUCCCGAUAAACCACGCUUCAGCAACGUUAGCGUCCCCGUUGCCAAACCAGAGCUAGCAAACCCAACUCCCUUAACGCCAAUGCCAGAUGAUCACACCGAGGGCUGGGGUUUGUCAUUUUCUAUCAAUCACUUCCCAGAGUCAACGGGUCGCGCGGCUGGUUCAGCGUCGUGGGAAGGCUUAGCCAAUCUCUUCUGGUUCGCUGAUCGCAAGAACAAUAUCGGCGGUAUUAUUGCCAGCCAAAUUCUUCCCUAUGGUGGUGAGUCGGUUAAAUAA